AUGGCCUCUAGAGAUGUAAGACGAUAGCAGGUCUCUAUACUGGAGUGGCUGUUGAACCAUACAACAACGCGGGUUUAAGGGAACUGCACAUUGAAAAUAAAAAUUUCACCUAUGUUUUCAUUGAAAAUCUGGCAAAAGCCAAGCUUAUUAAACUGAGUCAUUCUGCCGGUUUCGCGAUGUCUAUCAACAAUCUGCACCCAAUCGUUUAUUUUUUUUUUACAUAUUGCAUGCAUAAAAUGAUAAUUUGUUUCGGAUCACAACAAGACCAACAUAAACCUUUCGGGACCAACUUUUGCAUAAAUUUUGGGGGUGCACACACUCAUAUAGGGAUUGUUUUUGAGAAUUAGGCAGGACGUAGGAGAACAUGCAAACGUCAGUAACAGUGUGUUAUUGCCGAAAACAUGAGGCUGCGUUUACUAAUAAUUCAAAAUGACUGAUAUAUGCUGGUUAUAACAACCUCAUAUCACUGUACUUGUAUCUUAAAAUUUAUAUAUUUUAAAUAAAGCAUAAAAACAUCCGUUGUGGAUGAGUACCUGUUAAGAACCCAAAAAAUAUUUUAAAAUUUAUAAGAUUUUAUUACGAUAUACUGCUGUAUAUGACUGCCAAGUGCAUACUUAUACCAAAAGAGGACGAAAAUACAAAAGUCUGCAUUGCAUAAACAAACACCUCAGAACCCAACUACUUUAAAAAACAUUUUCAACUAUGACAAUUCAGAACUAAAAUCAAGCGAACACAUUCACUAUUAAAUGUUCUUGCAAUAGCUAGAGGCAAUUCAAUCAGACUUAAUGUUCAAAGAGAUGCGAGUUCUCUGACUGAAUCAUUCGAACAAAAACAUGACACAAGUUGUCAAUUUCACAACGAAAUGACACUAUUAGUUCAUAUAGGAUCUAAAUAAAUUAGAAAUCCGGUAAAAACAUGCACCUGCCAGUAAUAUUUAACUUUCAAAAAAAUUCAUCCGAUCGUUAGUUAGCUACAACACUAUAAUUCACCUAUUUUUGUUCCUAAGCCUACUUUUUUGCAAGACAUUCUCAGCGAAGCAUGUUCGCAUCUCGCCUCCUUUUCAUCGCAUUUUCUUCGGCAUUAUUGCACAGAACAUCAUGAAAUCCCACAUUCAUGUAUUAGUUUUAUAUAAAGUUGCCUGUUUCUUUUUCGUCAGAAGACUGAGUGAGCGAUGGAUACAAGCAAGUGUUAAAAUACGCCAUUUCAUAUUCAAAGCGAAAUGUUCGUUCGCACAGUCUCCAUUCAUUGCCUUGCCGUCUAAUUCGCAGUGUAAGUGAAGGUGUUAAAAGAUCAAGUUCUGUGAAAAACUUAGAAAAUUACAAAAUAAAAAUUACAAAUUACUUAAUAUUUAAUUGGCUAAUAUCUCAGAUAAUUACAAAAUGAUAGUUUAGUCUCCGUCGGUUAUAGUUUUUCUUCAAAUUAAAGAAGUGUUUCAUGUUUUUGAAAAAUGUACCUGCAUGCAUAGUUCGUUGUCGAUGAAUAUACCGGGUGGCGCAAAAAAAAGUUCACGCGUUUGAUUUAGUACAGCGAAAAAACUAUAAGUGUUACGUUCCUCAAAUAAAUGUUAUCCUAUCCAGGAAGGCCUAACUUAAAUUUUGAUGUAUAACACAUGCAUUUUUGUUUAGUAUUACCCAAGAUAUUGGUAAAUCAAUUUGAAUAUGCAAUUUCAAAAGGUUCCAAAAUUAGCUGAAAAUAGCCUAUUAAAUACGAGUAAAGGAAUUAACGAUAUAUGAAGAACACAACGGCAGUAAAUAACGCGUUUAUCAUGGAAAAUUAAAUAACUAUAUUCUUGCACGUGUGACCAUACUAUCGAACGAAUUAACGUUGGAUUUAUUUGCUGGUCAAAGUUAUGGCAAUCAGCAAUAAUCGCUUCACGAAGCUGUCUCAAAUUGUUCGGUUGUUGCUCAAAUUGUUCGGUUGUUGAUCUAAUUUAAUUCCCUGUAGCUAUGGGACAUGGAAUACUGCGAAGCAAUUCUUAAUUAAAAGAGCCAUCUUUUUCGAAAUUUUGUUGCUUUUCAAAUGAUAAUAAAACAAAUAAAUAAAUGAGGAAAAUCAUUCGUUACACGUUUCAAUUCAAAUUAAAUUCAUACAAGCGAAUAUGUCUGACGAAAUUCUAAAAUUUAUCAAAACAGUUUAAUAGGCCAUUUUUAGCCAAUUUGUCAGAUUUUCAAAACUUCGUUCCAAAUUUUAUUUGGCGAUAUCCCAGUCAAUAUUGCACGUAAAUAAACAUGCUAUAUAGCUCAAAAUUUAAGUUAGACUUUUAUGAAUACAGCUACGUUUAUUUCAGCGAUGUAACCCUUAUAGUUUUUUCGCUGUACUAAAUCAAACACGUGAACAUUUUUUUGCGCCACCCGGUAUAUAAUCACCUAAAUUAUUGUCGAAAACUGUUGUUUCACAAGCACUGCCUCGAGAAACGCAGAAAAAUUGUGAAAAGUAAUUGUGUAAAUUAAUUUAAGAAGGUUAUGUUAAGUCAACUUAAUGUUAAUCCGAAUCCUUAUUGAGAUUAUUUUACUUCUAGCUGGAAUUAAGAAAGUCCUUCAAACAUCGGAAGAAAAUUCAGAUUUUGGAAGCGUUGGAGGAGGAACAUUUGACAAAGGUAAAAUAAUCGAAUCGAAAAGAAAACCAAAAUUAUAUGUCUAUAAUCAAUUUUAGUGGAUACAAAGUAAUUAAUUAAUUUGUUCUAAUUAUUAGGCGAACUUAAUUAAAAUACAAUAUAUAAGUAUAAAUUUUGCAUAUCAAAUGAGCUUUCGCGCGUUCUGAUUGGCUAGUUGACCAGUAAAUCUGAGGCAUUAUUUACCACCUGGGUAGUAAAUAAUGCUUUUCAAAAAGAAUGAUUCGGCAAAUUUGGUUUCAAAAUCGACAAAAUAUUUUAAAAAAUCGUCCCCAUGCAGAAAACGAAAGAAGCACAAAAUGUUGUAUUUAACUUGAAAGGUAGGAUUAUUUGAUUAUUUUAGUGUGUCAAACAUAUUCACGGACAAUUUAAUUAAAGCUUAUUUAAAACACCGAAACAUUCACUUCAAACAAAUAGCAAAAACCAUCCGGUCUGUUGGGAAAAACCUUGCCGUGAUAUUCUUUAAAAUCCAUUUUAUUUUGUGUGCUAUAUGUUUCCCAAUUUGUACGAUACUAUUUCUUUGAUAUGUCAUGUUUUCAUUGUGCUGUAUGGUGUUCUGACCGCUGUAUUGUGUUUUCGAAACUUGUAAAGUAAAAAGAGUUAUUAAAACUUUAUUUCGAACGACAUAGUUGUACAUUUCAUUUUACCAAAUGCCUCAGCCUUUUCCUCAAGACAUUAAUGCUAAACAGAAACUAUUUUUAAAGGUGAAAGAGUCAUCCGUUAAACAAGGGGGAAUUUCGUUCUCGACCAAUCAGCGCUUUUGUUUACAUUUUUGCCCUAAGCCAAUCAGAAUGCGUAAAACGCUUCAUCACAUGAAAUUUGUAAACAAACAUAUGGGGUUACUUCAGAGCUUUUCUGCAAGCGGUUUUUUUGUUUUUUGCCAUGAAAUUCAUAUAUGUUGUUCUUAAAAGGAUUCUCCUCAACUUCCUCGUGGCGAUUUUUGAUUAAUUGCGUGAUUGCGAAGAUAUGGGUCUUCAAACUUUGCCUUGCGCAAGCUUAAAUACCACCCCUCGAAUUUGUAGGUUCCGAACGGAUUAGCGUUUUUAAAAGCCUUUCAAAUCGAGGUUUGAGACGUUUUAUUUUUUAAAAGAUACUUUUAUCUUCAUAUUUUCACAUUAACUUAUUAAUAUCCUGUGUAACAAGUAAACAGGACAUUUCCGGGCCGGGACAAGUUGACAUGUCGAUUUCUUGCCAAACAGCGUGGCGAUCAAUAUGGCGAAUAUUUAAAUACAGGGAAUUUUUAAAAUUUUGUUGGUAUAAAUGGGAUAAAGAAGCUCAUCAAAUAUUUGGACUAUGGACCUUCAAACUUUGCCAAGUAUUUAUUUGAUUGAUUAGCUCAAUAACUGUUUUUUGGCCCGUUUUUCGUCGAUUUCGACAUUUAGUCGAGCUUCGUCGACUUCAAAAUAAUGUGUCAACAUUGCGUGUUGCACCCUCUGGACAUGAAUAUUUUCGUUUGUUUGACAAUAACACCUGUCUUCAUUGGUUAUAUUCAUUGGUCUCAGAGUCCUAAACUUAAGGAAGAUGGAUGACAUUGGGACAGAAUGAUUUUGUUCAAUGUUGCUGUUCAGGUAUCAAAAUUUAUGGACAUAUACCUGUAUAUGAACUUCAUUGUUUUUUUACUUCAUCUGGCUCACUUGUCACAAUUGGGCCCUGUCCAUAUUACCUGGCUAGGUGGGAGACGACAUUUGCCAGUAUGUUCUAUCCUAUCCUGCUACUAUCGGCCUAGCUAAGCGUGAGGUUUCCAUUGCCAGAAUCCUGGCUAUAUGUAAGCCAAGAAAUUCACCAUAUACAAUAAGGAUCAAUAAGCACUGUAUACCAAACAGGCAACAUGAAUUAGGCUUCAAGCAUGUGUUCUGGAUAGUCUAGAUCAUAUAAACAGGUCCCCAAUAGAUCCCGAUCUACUAUAAUUGAAACAUUUUAGUCCAUAAAUUUGUGCAUUACCAGAAUACCUGUGCACAAAUGAAUAUUUUACACAUAUUAUAUAAUGCAAUCCCAUAUUAAGCCCCCAGUAACCUCACAAAUAGGCCUCCCUUCCAAAAAUCAGAUCUCCCUUCCAAAAAUAAGCUCUCCCUGUUAAGGGCUGUCAAAAUGGGCCAUGCUAGCCCAGCAAACAUGGCUGGAUUUUCUUUUCAGGGCUAGUUUGUCAUUUGCCUCACAGGAGCCAGGCUAACCUGGCAACUGUUGUCAAGAAAUUUGUGUGAAAUGCUGGUUAAUUUGUUAAUGACAACAGCUUCAGAAGGCUUAUAUUAAUCAAUUUCUUACUUACUUGGGCCAAAUUGUGUAUUUUAACAUGAUUUUUAGUCGAGUGAGCUGGUUGGCCAGCUUAUGACCUUUAUUAGUGUGAGACUCCCAAUGUAGGAUAUCAACUUGCUCAAGCAAAUGCUGGGCCAAUAAAUUCAACCAGGCUGUUUCAUGUGAAUGCAAUCUCAAACAUUAAUUUAUAUAUGAGGCAGUAUCUUACCAUGGGCAGGUGUAUAUUUAGCCCAUAUAAAUGGGCAAGACCAGCUUGUAUGCCCAGUGUGAUAUACUACUGACAAUACCUGGUUGAUUCUACAAGAUUAUGGCCUAAAAUGUUCCAAUUGUAGUUUCAGGAUCUGCUAAGGGUCUGUUGAUAUGAUCUGGGCUAGGCAGCAUGGGACCCUAAAGGCAAGUUCAUGUUGCCUGGUUGUGGGAUAGAAUGUUUACUGUAAAUGGUGAAUUUCUUGGCUUGCAUAGUUGGGAUUCUGGCAAUGGAUACCUUGUGCUUAGUCAGGAUAGUAUAUCGGCAAUACUAGCAAAUGUUGUCUCCUGCCUAGCCAGGUCAUAAGAACAGGCCCCAUUUGUGACUAGUGGGCAGUAGCGUAGCCAGCCAGACGAUUUAGUCCCGCUAUGCAAAUAUUUUCGUGUUCAUUGACUGUAAAAACAAUCAAUUUCUAAAGAAAUGAAUAAUGAUAAUAAUUUUGAAUUUGCAUAGCGGGACAAAAUUGUCGGGCUGGCUACGCCACUGCUAGUGGGCCAGAUUAAGGAAGAAACAAUGAAGGUCCUAUGACUAUGCUCUGUGACUAUAUAUGUCCAUAAAUUUUGAUAUCUGAACAAAAUUUUGAUAUUUGUCCCAAAGUCACCCAUCUUCCUUAAGUUUAGGACUCUGAGACCAAUGAAUAUAUUGUCAUUCAAGGAUUAAAAACAGUGAAGAAAAGUGUUAUGGUCAAACAAACGAAAAUAUUCAUAUCCACAGGCUGCAACACGCAAUGUUGACACAUUAUUUUGAAGUCGACUAAGCUCGACUAAAUGUCGAAAUCGACGAAAAACGAGCCAAAAAACAGUUAUUGAGCCAAUCAAUCAAAUAAAUACUUGGCAUAAGUUUGAAGGUCCAUAGUCCAAAUAUUUGAUGAGCUUCUUUAUCCCAUUUAUACCAACAAAAUUUUAAAAAUUCCCUGUAUUUAGAUAUUCGCCAUAUUGUUCGCCACGCUGUUUGGCAAGAAAUCGACAUGUCAACUUGUCCCGGCCCGGAAAUGCCCUGUUUACUUGUUACACAGGAUAUUAAUAAAUUAAUGUGAAAAUAUGAAGAUAAAAGUAUCUUUUAAAAAAUAAAACCUCUCAAACCUCGAUUUGAAAGGCUUUUAAAAACACUAAUCCGUUCGCAACCUACAAAUUCGAGGGGUGGUAUUUAAGCCUGCGCAACGCAAAGUUUGAAGACCCAUAUCUUCGCAAUCACGCAAUUAAUCAAAAAUCGCCACGAGGAAGUUGAGGAGAAUUAUUUUAAGAACAACAUAUAUGAAUUUCAUGGCAAAAAACAAAAAAACCGCUUGCAGAAAAGCUCUGAAGUAACCCCAUAUGUUUGUUUACAAAUUUUAUGUGAUGAAGCGUUUUACGCAUUCUGAUUGGCUUAGGGCAAAAAUGUAAACAAAAGCGCUGAUUGGUCGAGAACGAAAUUCCCCCUUGUUAUUCCGUUAUUGUAUUUAUAUUCCUAGCAGAAAUCGAGAAAAACAACUCUGUAAUGAAGCAAUAAAUUCACACAAGAAGCCAUUUUGAAAGCGUGUGGUACAAGAAACACUGCAACACUAUUAGUGAACAGACCGAAAACAGUUUUAUUUCUGAAAUUUAAUUGAACUGAUAUUCGGAUAUUCAUUUUUAUUCAUUAAACAUUUAUACUAAAACAACUAUUCGCCUCAGGCUCAGUGAUUACGGUAAAUAUUCACCUCGACUUCGUCUGGGUGAAUAUUCAUCGGCAAUCACUUCGCCUUCUGCGAAUAAUUGUUAAAUAUAAUAGAUCUUCCAUAUCGUUAUUAUAAGAGCAAUUUUUUCAAUGUCGCGUAUUUGCAAUGAAAAAUGUUCGAAACUUAAAAUCAUUGGGGCGUUCCUUUCAAAAUUACUUUGUCCAGCUUUAUUUUGUAGUUUAUACAGUUGGCAACCUUUUUAAAUGUAUCAAUCGGUUGAAAAAUACACAUACAAUAGUUAAAUAUUGUCAAUUUAAAUACAAUUAUCAUUGAUGCUGAAAAAUUGACCACACAUUUAUACAACAAUAGGCUAUAAGUAAAACUUACUAAAUUUCACUCAUAUUUUUUUCUUUCGCUUACCAUCUAAAUUCUGCUCAGUUGAGCAUAAUUUUACAGAUCAAGCACUGCAUGAACAUACUUUUUAAGUUUGUUUGCCGCUUGAGAAACGUAUCGAAAAAUAAAAAUGUUGAAUGUGGUCAUAACCAAGUGGAAACGUAUAUUCAUUAUUUAGUGUUGCGUAACAUAAAAAAGAUCGUCCUUUUAAAGGCCAUCUCCACUAUCAAGCUACAGGUGUUUUAACAAGUGCACUAAUAAUACCAUGUUUCUCAUUAGCAUAACACUUUGAGUUAUGGGAGUUCGGAUAACCAGAAAUUUGCACAUGUUAACUAUAAAUAGUCUGCAAAUUAUAAUAAAUCGUAAUAUCGAAUUCCGGCUGCAUUUCACAGAAAUCCUAAACAUAGAAUAAAUUCCGUUAUAUCAACAUUCCGGGUAAUAACUCUCCCUUCCAAGGUGAACACAUCACGAUGACAUUGCUUGCAACCAAAAGUACCAUUGACAGUAACCUUUUUGAGUUUGGCUGAUCGUCUACUGGAAGCAACUCAACACUGUAGCGGUUCGGUUGCAGAUCCUGCGGUUGGCGGUUGCAGUUCCUGCCACGUAGAAUUUCACUACUAACUGGAAAACCAAAGUGUUGUGUCCCGUCGCUUUCCCAAUAAUAUAAAAUUGAGUGUGCCAUCUAUCGAGAUUUUGUUGGCAUCUCACUCAAUUCAGUAUAAUAGUUGAAGGGUCUUAUAGAUGGAAAUUGUGGAGUCAAAAUUUAUGUACAUUUUUUAGACCUACAGCAGAACCAGGAACAGUUGCGAAAGUAUCCUGCAAGUAUCCUGGUAUAGUUGCAUUUUUGCAGCUGUUCCUGGUUAGGUCUAAAAUAUAUAUGAAAAUUUCCACUUGAUAUUUUCCAUCUACCUGUACAAGACCCUUCAACUACUACUGCAUGAAUCGAGUGAGAUUUAACAAAAUCUCGAUGUUUAACCUAAAACCUAAAACAUGGCAGUUCCCGAUUUAUAUAUACAUAUAUGAUGAACUUGUGGUCGACACAUUCGACAACUGGCCUCUGUAGCUCAGUUUUUUAGAGCGCUGCACCUGAAUUUCAGGACCGCAGGUUCGAUUCCUGCCAGGAACCUGUAGUUUUCGCAUCUGUUCCUGGUUAAGGCUGAUUUCCACUGUUGCGUUUUUCAUACGUACGUAUAGGCACGUAAAACUUUAAAUCCGUUUAAAUGUUGCUUAUGAAAUAACCAAAUAAAUAAAGCAACAGAAUUUAGUGUUCCGCAAGUUUUAGUAUGCAUUUGUUAACUUACUUGUAAAAUAUUUAAAAAUUAGAAGGAUUCAAUGUUUUACGUGCGUGUACGUGCGUACGAAAAACGCAACAGUGGAAAUCAGCCUUUAUGUCUAAUAAAUGUAUAAAUUUUCACUCGAUAAUUUCCAUCUACAAGACCCUUUAACUGUGUCAUCUAUCUCUAUCUGAAACUCAAUGAAUAGUUUUUCUUGCUUCUACUGUAGGUUGGACCACCGUUAAAGAAUUUUGCCGAGGACAAGCGUUUUUUCCUUGGAAGUGGAUCUUUCGGCACGUGUGUUUAUGCCGGCAUUUUGGAAGAUGGCAGUGAAGUGGCUGUGAAGAGGAUGGUGAUACAAGUGUGUGAAGAUGCAGCUGAAAAUGAGAAAAAAAUAUUAAGUCUCAUUGAGACGAAGAAAUCACCAUUUAUAGUGAGUUAUCGCAAUUUUGUGAAGGACAAUAGAUUCAUGUAUCUGAUCGUUGAUCUUUGUGAAGAAACAUUGGAUGAACAUGUGCAUUCUCAAAAUAUUCAACAUCUACGAAUACACGGUCGAAGAAUGAUCAGAGAAAUGUUAACUGGACUUAAAUUUCUUCAUGAUCAAGGAAUUUUACAUAGAGAUCUCAAACCAUCAAAUAUCCUGGUUGAUGUCGACGGUCACUUGAAAUUGGCAGAUUUCGGAAUAAGUCGUGUUCUGAACGAAGAUGAAACCACAGUUCGUACUGAUGCGAAAGGAACGGAAGGCUGGAUGGCUGUUGAAGUUAUUCAGACCAUAGGUCAAGUAGAAAAAGGACGUUUUAAAAGGAAAUCUGAUAUUCAAUCAGCAGGAAUGAUUGCUUUCUUCAUUUUAACCACAGGUGGACAUCCCUUUGGUUCUACUAAGUAUGAACGUAUGACAAAUAUUGUGGCUGGAAAUCCAGUUAAUUUGCUAACCCUUGAUGAUCCUGAUGGUCGACAGUUUGUUUCGCGCUUGAUUAGCCAUAGAGUGUAUGAUAGACCAUAUGCUCUUGAAGCAUUGUUACUCCCUUUUAUGGAUGAAUAA
This is a messenger RNA of Paramuricea clavata, 9456 nucleotides long. Lineage: Eukaryota; Metazoa; Cnidaria; Anthozoa; Malacalcyonacea; Plexauridae. The record is from the annotation of a GenBank genome assembly.